ACCCCUGUGUGGGAGAUUGUCAGAAAGAGAGAUGUACAGAGGAGAAAGGGGGAGAGGGAAGGAUUAUUUAGUUUAUUUAGGGGCGCUUGUUACAGUAGAGUAACGUCAGUAAAGUGAUGAAAGGUGUAGAUCAGGACAGAGACAGACAGGUUUUAUGAGAGCAGAGAGAUCAAGUCAGAUUUAGAGUUUGGGGUACAGAGGCAAGGCAUGACAAACCAUACAGUUAUAACACAUUGAGACGAGGAGACCGAAUUUAACAAAAAUAGAGGCCACUUUGGGGUUCAGGGAUAAGGGUAUAGGGACCAGGGGGAGAGUUUAGGGUUUACUUUUGUUUUUUGGGGGGUGGGGACAGGUGGAACGAGCAGCAGUGUCUUGAUGAGUACAGCAUUGCUGUCAGGAGUCAUAGAACGAACAACCACAGAGAUGGGGAACACAUGGAUUAUAGGAUUCAUCUCUCUCCUGGCUAUUUCUGCUACCUGGAGUUUGGAAACCGGACAUAACAACCACAUUUCUGUGACCUCUCACACUACCCCUCCUUCCACUUCAAUUACAUCUACAGAACUUCGACUGCACGUUGCCAGAAGUGAACAUUUUCGUCUAGGCCAUGAGGUCAUCUUAACGUGCUGCAAUAAGACUUGGAGUGAAAUGAUCUACACCAUCUGGAAAAUAGACCGGGGUGGAACGGUGUGUCAAAUAUCAUCAGGUGUUAAUGACCAACCUCUUGACUCAUGCAAUGAUGGAAAAGUCAUGCUAAACACAACCAGUGGUGAAUCUUACCUACGCAUUCCUGAGUUCUCAAUCAGUGAUGAGGGAUUCUAUUACUGUGAGUCAGUAUACAGAGGAGGGAGCAACUCUGCAAACAUUAAGGUAUCAGUUAUAGUAGCUCCUCCCACAGUGUCUGCCUCGCUGGAGUGGGAGGGCAGUAAGAGGGUGGCUGUGUGUUUAGCUGAAGGGGGGAAACCAGCUGCCUCCAUCUCCUGGAGGAACACAUGGAACUCUACUUCAACCCCAGCCGGCACUAUAAAGACCAUAAAGAACCAAGACGGCUCCUACUCUGUGGAGAGACGGUUGGUCCUGCCUGAUGUCAUCCCUAUGGGCAACCUGACCUGUGAUGUCAGACAUCCCUCCUGGGUUGAGGUGCAUACUGUGACACUACCGAUCCCUGAAGGGGUCUCAAUACCCUGGCUACAUGUCAUCAUCUCCGUAGUAACCAUCAGUGUCAUUAUGGCUACUCUGGGUGGUUUAUACUUCACACAAAAACACCUCUGCAGAAUUAGCCCCUCCACACCAUCUGAGUCCAAGGCUCCUCAAUCACAGGACUAUGUGGAGGAAGUAGAGCCCUAUGCCAGCUACGUGCAGCGUGUCAACUCCAUCUACAACUCCUCUGCAGACCUGUUCACAUAACACCCCCCCCCACACACACAGACAGACAGACAGACAGACAGACAGACAGACAGACAGACAGACAGACAGACAGACAGACAGACAGACAGACAGACCUCUGUACACCACUCUUUACAAAGUUGGAGGUUGAUGAAACUGAGAAAAGCCACAAUGAGCCAGUAAAUGACACAGGUAGAUAAUGGAGGACAUGACGCAGAGCUUCAGGUAGGAGAGGAAACCCUCACAGAACACGCCGUCCUGUGGAGGCAGAUGAAAAGGGAUUCCACCCAGCAGACGUGUGGCACCACUGCAGACACAGCCCCCACUCCCCCUGCAUCUAUACCGAACCACAGGCCUCUGUCUCAAUGAUAACCAUGAGAACUUGCCUCACAACUCCUAAACUUUCCUUACAGAUAACUAUAUAAUGACAUCCUGGAGACGUGAGAAGAUGGCCAAAGAUUAGACAGUUCUACAGAGAUUUCUACAACCAAAGUGACAUGUGGGCAGAUCAGAGAUGAUCUUUCCAGUUUCCUAAUUUGCACACUGAGAACUAUGACUGUGUGUAGUCUGUGUGUAGUCUGUAUACCACAGCUCUCAUAACACACACGUUUGACUGUUCCCACACACCUGUGUAUCAUCUGCUACUUGUGGGCAAGAGUGCAAUUUUGAGAUGUUUAAUCAAAAUCAAAAUGUAUAUUACACUGAAGCAUGAUUACAUUGUUUUUGUUGAGUUCAUAUUUAUGAUUGAAUUUAAAUAUGUUUUUUUAUAUUUCUUUAUAAUAACAACAGAUUAUUUACAUUAGAAACUUACAUCCUGAGCUGAUGGGAAAAGGACGUGAAGCACAACAUUCUCUGAGAACUAACUUUACAACUAAGCUUUUUAAUUGAGUCAGUUGCUUUCGAUUUAGAAAAUGUGUAUGCUUGUUGCAGAGUGCCAAUUAUCCGAUGACAUUCGGUGGAGCCUCUAUUUAAAAUUGUCCUGGGCCUAAUAGUAAAGACGUAACUUAAUGCUAAAGAUGUAUUACAUUUUAAUGUGGCAUGAACACAACAACAACCAUGUUGUCAUCUGUUUGUCAAACAAAUCACUUCCAAAAGUAAGCUACUUGCGGCUGCCCACGUUCAUCCCCCAAAAUUCCAGAAUCCAAACAGUGCACUGUGCUCGCGCCAUUUGAUUCAUGGAAGGAGACAUCGGUAAGGAGACAUCGUAAGGAGACAUCGGUAGUGCUAUAGUUCCAGGGAUGUGUCAGAAAUAAUUAUAAUUAUUCAUAAUUAUGAGCGUAAUAGCUGGAGGUGGUGCAAAAGGUCUGACUUUUGAUGAAUAAACAAGUUGUAGGUGUGA
This is a messenger RNA of Oncorhynchus kisutch (coho salmon), 2722 nucleotides long. Its product is annotated as cell surface glycoprotein CD200 receptor 1-A. Gene Ontology annotation, biological process: regulation of neuroinflammatory response. The record is from RefSeq and is a predicted model, not a curated record. Bases 376 to 1404 code for a protein of 342 amino acids. NCBI's taxonomy places the organism in Eukaryota, Metazoa, Chordata, Actinopteri, Salmoniformes, Salmonidae. The transcript has 7 exons. Gene Ontology annotation, molecular function: signaling receptor activity.